CUCUUCCUCGCCGGCGGCAAUGGUUCCGCAGGGCCAGAGCAGCUCACUGCAGCGCCUCCACCAGGUUGAGAAGCGGAUAGUGCUGCUGGUGGAGCUCGCAGGGGCGGCCAUGGAGGAGCUGGGAAACUCGCAGGGAACCCUCACCGACGCCGUAGGUGGCCAGUGCCGCGAGUUCAUGCUCUCUAUGAAGGAAAUCCAAACAACAUUGCGCGAGGAAAUAAAAAGUGCUUACGGAUAUCGUCCAUUUGAGAAGUGUGACUACAGUGCAAGGACUGCUAACGAGAUUUGUUGCAAGAAGCUGGAGUAUGUAAAUGAGAAGAUGGAUGCCAUGCAACUGAGCAUCGAGCAAAGCACUAAUGAAGUUUAGCUAUGAAUUGGAAAUCUAAUACACUAAUGCCUGCUGCUUAAGACGUGAAGUGGCGAGUUCCAAGGCAGCAUGUGGCUUCCUGACUCCAAUUUCGUAUGUUCCAUUCUUGCUAUACCUACCAGACGUGUUCCUUGUUUAAUCUUACUUUCAUUUAGUGAUUUAGAUGACCAUAACGUAAUAUAUCCUAGAAAGGAAGAUAUAUUACUAAUAUGAUGGCACUUCUGCUGCACAUGUUGUUCAUUCAUACAUGCCAAACUAUUACAACUAUUUCCGAUUCUUCAGUUGUACUUCCACUUGUCCUUAAAUGAAGUUGGCUUUCAGAUCCUUCAAGUGUAUUUCAUCUUAUC
Lolium rigidum is the source of this 714-nucleotide messenger RNA. RefSeq names its product mediator of RNA polymerase II transcription subunit 11-like. The record is from RefSeq and is a predicted model, not a curated record. NCBI's taxonomy places the organism in Eukaryota, Viridiplantae, Streptophyta, Magnoliopsida, Poales, Poaceae. The transcript is spliced from 3 exons. Gene Ontology annotation, biological process: regulation of transcription by RNA polymerase II. Gene Ontology annotation, molecular function: transcription coregulator activity. Bases 20 to 367 code for a protein of 115 amino acids. Gene Ontology annotation, cellular component: mediator complex.